AUGCAAUCCGGUUUGCGCUUUGGGGCUUCGAUCCUUACCCAGCAGAAGAAUCAUUUCUUUGCAAGCUCGUUGACGCAAAGAUUCCUUUCUUCUGCUGCAUCCAAUCAGAAUCCCAAGGUGUUCUUUGAUUGUAGCAUCAAUGGAGCACCUGCGGGCAGGGUUGUGUUCGAGCUCUUCGCUGACAAGACACCAAAGACCUGCGAGAACUUUCGCCAGCUUUGCACUGGAGAGGCAAAAGGCCUUGCAGGCUACAAAGGCUGCUCCUUCCACCGCAUCAUUCCCGGGUUCAUGAUCCAGGGAGGAGACUUCACAAAUCACAACGGAACAGGCGGAAUGUCCAUCUACGGCUCCACCUUCCCCGAUGAGGCCUUUGCCUUUGCGCAUUCGUCUCCUGGCCUGCUCUCCAUGGCAAACAGGGGCCCCGACACGAACGGAUCCCAGUUCUUCAUCACCACCGUGCCAACACCAUGGCUGGACGGUCGUCAUGUCAUCUUCGGAAAGGUGAUUGAGGGUAUGGAUGUUGUGAAGAGUUUGGAAGCUAAGGGCACCUCAAGCGGGCAGCCAUCUGCUGAAUGCAAGAUUGAUGACUGCGGUCAGCUUCCUUAA
This is a messenger RNA of Guillardia theta CCMP2712, 606 nucleotides long. RefSeq lists its product as hypothetical. Gene Ontology annotation, molecular function: peptidyl-prolyl cis-trans isomerase activity. The transcript is spliced from 4 exons. The coding region runs from base 1 to 606 and encodes 201 amino acids. NCBI's taxonomy places the organism in Eukaryota, Cryptophyceae, Pyrenomonadales, Geminigeraceae. The record is from RefSeq and is a predicted model, not a curated record. Gene Ontology annotation, biological process: protein peptidyl-prolyl isomerization; protein folding.